This is a messenger RNA of Prorocentrum cordatum, 842 nucleotides long. The record is from the annotation of a GenBank genome assembly. NCBI's taxonomy places the organism in Eukaryota, Dinophyceae, Prorocentrales, Prorocentraceae.
AGCCGUUUCGGCUCAAGAGUCCCGGGUUGACCUGCGCGCGGAGGUAAUGCGCCUUCGCCCGGCUGGAGGGUGGCGGGCGCCAUGGGGGGCGCGAUGUGCUGCGCGGCAGCCGCGGGUGAACCGAUCCCAGAGCCCUCGCGAUGGCGCGACGCGACGCCGGUCUGCGCGGAGGAGACCGAGCCCAUGAUGUACCCCUGCGGCUACGCGGACAUCGACGUGGAUUGCGGGCGGGGGGGCAAUCAGCGGGAGCGCACGGGCGACAGCUUUGGUGUGUGGCACUUGUGUUGCUGCCUCUUGCUGGCCGGGACGUUAGUCACGAUCGUGUGGCUGCUGUAUUUUCAGGGCGCGGGCUGGUCUCCCUCUCUGGUGCUCGAGCCCAGGACGACAGAGCAGCCUUAGCGGCGUAUUUUCCCAACCGCCAUGUGAGGAGGAGAAGAGCAAGGAGGAUUGGUCGCCAGGUCGCCGGAUGUUUGGGUACGAAACGAGGAGGGGGAUGCAGCCGUCCAGGGGCGACAGAUUAGGACUCGGCGUGUGUGCACCUGCGCGACUGCACCAGGCCGCUCCCGCUCGUGGCGGUCGGGUGGUGGCUCUACCUUCCGGGGUGCAGGACGAUAGCCCCGCCCUGGCGCCCAGGCCAGAGUUGACAGGGCGGCCUCAGUGGCGUCUUGCCUCCAGCCGCCACAGGAGAGAGAGCGAUUGACUCACAGUGUUUCGCGGACGGCCCAUGUGGUGGCGGAAGUAGUCUAACAGAAGCGCCACCCGUUUUUCAGCAUCAGACGCAGACAAUAUUCAGAGGUGGACAGGAUCUGUUCGCGCCUUCGGUUGCGUCGAGGAGGAGGGGA